AUGACAAACAUGGCCGAGGUGGAGCUGGAGUGCGCUGUGUAUGGCGAAGCGACAGUGUUUUCCGUCAAGAUCGCACGCGAUACGAAAGUGAGCGCGCUGCAGGAGGCUAUCUUCGACAAGAAGAGAUACAAAGAGCGCUACCCUUUUGACGCAAGCGAACUGACGCUGUACUUGGCGAAGAAGGACGACGCAUGGUUGAAGGACGACGAUGGCGUGGAUGGCCUGUUGUCAGGAAAGACCGACACCGUAUAA
This is a messenger RNA of Plasmopara halstedii, 252 nucleotides long. Its product is annotated as CRN-like protein. The transcript is spliced from 2 exons. NCBI's taxonomy places the organism in Eukaryota, Oomycota, Peronosporomycetes, Peronosporales, Peronosporaceae. The record is from RefSeq and is a predicted model, not a curated record. The coding region runs from base 1 to 252 and encodes 83 amino acids.